Messenger RNA from Alligator sinensis (Chinese alligator), 1779 nucleotides. RefSeq lists its product as uncharacterized. The record is from RefSeq and is a predicted model, not a curated record. Lineage: Eukaryota; Metazoa; Chordata; Crocodylia; Alligatoridae. The transcript has 3 exons. The coding region runs from base 640 to 1779 and encodes 379 amino acids.
UGGAUGGUCCCCUCGGGACCAAUAAGGCGAGAUCCUCAAGUCGGGUAAAGGAACGGUACCGGCGAGUACCUCAGGUCAGUCUCAGUUAAAAUCUCUCCAUAGGUAUGCUGCUUUAAGCCAACCCCUCCCUGCCGAUGUCCCAGCACAUCGCAUCCAGCCUGGAGACUGGGUAUAUAUAAAAACUUGAAAACGGUCUCCCCUUAAACCUAAGUGGCAAGGACCGUAUCAAGUCCUCCUCACCUCCCACACCGCCGUAAAGGUAGCAGAAAAGGACAACUGGAUUCAUUAUACUCGUACAAAAAAAACCAGAAGUCUCACCAGAGCUCAGGAUCGGCUCCAACGCGAGCUUCCCUGACCUGGAAAAGGGGAAGCCAGAAGAAGACAACUGCGGACUUCGUGGGAGCACCGCACGCUCACCUGACCGCAACAAGGGUGAGCCAGAAGCAGCCGAAAAAAUAAAAACAAACACCUCCUGGACCUGCAGCCCGUUAGAUAACAUAAAACUCAAACUAACCAAGGUCCACUAAUGAACUGUCACCCUUUUGGGGUCCUGCCCAGCCCAGAGAGCACCGAACUCCAAGUACUGCAUCCUCUAGACACUUUUGGAUCAGCUAAAACAGAGCACUUUGAGACUGUAAGAUGUCCCAGAAGACCAGUUAUUGGAGCUGCAGGGUUGUGCAUACUGUUUGUGCUGAUUUUUGUUAUAAUAUGGUUUCUAUAACUAUGUUAUUUCUAAUCUUUCUCUUUGCUGGACAAAUAAGUCUCUCACAGGGAUCGGCUAUAGCUGCCAGUUGCUGCAGAUGUGCUAAUCCUGGUGCCCGAGGUUUUCCUGUCUGGAUAAGUGAUUCAAUCAAACUCUCUGAUAUAGACAGGAAGGUCAACAUUGCCCGACGGUAUCCUCCCUCACAUUGCUGUAGUUCAACAAAAGUUCGGGUAUUUACUUAUAGAACAGAAUAUCGUGUAAAGCCUAGCCACCCAGUUUUCAGACAAUUUGCAGAGUCUCCUCAGGCUAAAACUACUCUUAAACCUACUGUUGCCCAUAUCUCUGAUAAUAAUAUAUACCUCCAAUACGUUGAGAGAGCCGCUAAAGCAGAAAACCAAAGUGAUUGUUGGGUGUGCAGUCAUUUUCCUCUCCACACCCAAGGAGGCAUUCCCACGACUCCCAUCCCCUUGGGCCCCAUCGAGUCACUUUUAAACCCCUCUAAUAACCAAGCUUGGGACCAAAGUCAGCAGAAAUUCCUUUUGGUAAAGCCUGCUGUUGGAGAUUGGUGUUUCUAUAUAAACUGCUCAGUAUCAAACUGCAUUAAUUUAGGCACAAGCAUAUGUCACCACUAUUUUACUAGUUCAAGUGGAGGAGACUGGCGUAAUAAUAACACAGCAACUCCUACCUAUUGCAGCUCUUACAAUGAUUUCUACAGCAGCAAAAAUUUAACCAAAAACACUAAUCCUAUCUACACCCCCAUCUCCUCUUUAAAUAAUACCUUGUGGUAUUGUUUAUACACCGACACCUCCCGGGGACAAUGCUUCUUUAAUGAAACUGCAAAUCCUUCCUUUAAAUCAAAGGGUAAACGCGGGGUGCUAGGAUUAGGAAACGGGGGCCGAAUACCUCCUAAAUAUUCAAACCUCGCUGCUUUAAAAGGACAGUACUGGGUCUGUGGCUCCCACGCCUACCAUAAAAUCCCUGCCAAAGGAAAAGCCAUGAAAGCCUCACAAGAUGACCAGUGGGCCAUGGAUGAAUGGGAAAGAAUUGGAAAACAUGGAGAAACUAAAAGAGAAUAA